AUGAAUAAAAUCGGAUCUUUGAUUUUUGUUUUAGUAGCAUUAAACCUUGCUACUUCUCAAGUUAUAAAAAUUCCUAUUGAGAAGAGAAUUCCUGAGACUGAAACCAACGGUAGCUUCUUAGACGAUGAUUAAUAAGUUGCUGUUGCUUAGUUAAUUAAUCAUGACCAAUAUAUGUAUUCAGGUAAUAUUGAGGUUGGAAAUUCAAAAUAAACAUACACUGUUGACUUUGACUCUGGCUCUAAUCUUUUAUGGUUAACCAGUAAGAACUGCCCUUCCUGUGUCAAAGACGGAUAUAAGCACAGUUAUGACUGUACUCCAGAAGAUGGUUGCACUUUAACAACUACUCCUGCUUAAGUUACAUAUGGAGAUGGAUCAGGUGUUAAGGGACAUAUUGCUAAGGUUCCAGUUAGUAUUGCAGGAAUUGCUCCAGUUACUGAAGCUCUCCUUCUUGUUGAACAAUCAAUCAGAAAUGGAAAUUUACAAGCCGAUGGUUUGAUGGGUCUCGGUGUCUACGAUGAAAAUAACACUGGUAAUGUUGCUUUUGUUAAUUAACUUUUUAAACAAGGAUUAAUUACUAAGAGUUAGUUCAGUUUCUAUCUUGGUUUUGGUAAAACUGAGUCUGAACUUACUAUUGGAGGUGUUGAUGAAAGUAAACUUGCUAACCCCUCAGAAAUUUACUAUCAUCCUCUUGUCCUUAAUGGUAGAACUGAUGAUAGCUAGAGAUGGAGAGUAGCUUUUAAAUCUAUCUCUUUCGGAAACAAAUAAAUCCCAAUGACUUCAUAAAAUACUGGUAUUGUUGAUUCUGGUACUAGUUUAGCUUACAUUAGAAAUGACAUUUACAAAGAAUGGAUUAACUAUCUCAAAACAAUCACUAAACUUAACCCUAUUUUUUAAGGAUUAUCUGUUUUCUAUUCAGUUAAAUGUGGUACUACUUUACCUGAUUUAACUUUCACUCUUACCGAUGUUAACGGUGUUGAUAGAAACUACUCACUUCCAUCCUCUUUCUAUAUCCUUAAUUAAAGUGGAACUUGCAUUCUUGGAAUUCAAGGUAACUCAGUUACAGGCGAUUUACAAUUCUUGUUGGGUGAUGUUUUCAUGAGAAGAUUCGUUUCUGUAUUUGAUUAUACUAGCCUCUCUAUGGGUCUUUCUGUAUCAGUUGCAAACCCUGCUUCUGCUGUUGUAACCAAAAAUCAUAGAAAUGGUCAUUUAGCUCUUUUAGCUAUAGGUUUAGUUGCUUUAGCUGGUCUUAUUUUCUUAACAUUAAGAGCUUUAAGAAAGUGA
This is a messenger RNA of Tetrahymena thermophila SB210, 1281 nucleotides long. Its product is annotated as eukaryotic aspartyl protease family protein. Gene Ontology annotation, molecular function: aspartic-type endopeptidase activity. Gene Ontology annotation, biological process: proteolysis. The transcript has 4 exons. NCBI's taxonomy places the organism in Eukaryota, Ciliophora, Oligohymenophorea, Hymenostomatida, Tetrahymenidae. The record is from RefSeq and is a predicted model, not a curated record.